This is a messenger RNA of Paecilomyces variotii, 2628 nucleotides long. RefSeq names its product kinase-like domain-containing protein. Gene Ontology annotation, molecular function: ATP binding; protein serine/threonine kinase activity. Gene Ontology annotation, cellular component: cytoplasm. The coding region runs from base 156 to 2162 and encodes 668 amino acids. The transcript is spliced from 2 exons. The record is from RefSeq and is a predicted model, not a curated record. Gene Ontology annotation, biological process: intracellular signal transduction; protein phosphorylation. Lineage: Eukaryota; Fungi; Ascomycota; Eurotiomycetes; Eurotiales; Thermoascaceae.
GGCCAGUGACGUGGAGAACGGCAGGAGAUAAGAUCUAUCUCGGCUAACUGAUCUCAAUAUCUCCCCGUGGGACUUCCCCGGCUGCUGGGAGUUAUCUGCUUCAUCGAACAGCUCUGUUGGCUGUCGCUUCUGUCCGGUGGAAGGGCCGUCUUUCAAUGGUUGAACCAAACACGUCCCGAUCGACCGAUAGGUCAGUGUCCGACGUUGAACAGCCGCCCCCGGAUGCAGACUCGACUUCGCCUGCGGACAAUGAAUCGCGAGCGUCUGCCGUGAUUUCUUUGGCAGGAUCACGCCCCGACGAUCUUCUUGCAUCGAACAAUGCCGUCCAUCUGGCGGGAAUGCACCGGGUACAAGACAAUGGACGAGACUGGGCGACGGGGCAGCUGCUGCCUUCGCUGCAUAUCCGUACGGAUUUCCAAGGUGUACGCCCAAUAACCCCGGUGAGAGAAGUCGACACAUCUCUAGAUUCCUGCCUGUCGGCUACGAGUUUACUGCAUCGGACGCCUAGUAUGCGAGCGGUGCGCGGCGGGGCUAUCUCUAGUGCAGACUCCCUGUCUCCAGCCUCUGUGCUCUCGUCGCCGCUGUUGGCAGCUAUAGGCGAUAUUACGCCGUUGCCAUCACCGGUAGGCUAUUUGAAUUCACCCUGGAAGACCAGAGGAGCGUCUCAUUCCCUCUCGCGGACGUCCUCAGGCGCGUCGAGGCCAGGAUCCAGCCUGAGUCUGCGAAUGAGCGACUCGACGCAGUUGCUGAGACCGUCGUCCUCCAGGUCAUCGCGAGCUAAGCUGUACCCGAGUCUCACUGAGGAGGAACCUUCGAUACCGCCGCGAACUGAGGCUGAGUCUCCAACAAAGCACACGCGGAAUCGCAGUCUGAGUGAGUAUGUGCCUCCGGGCAGAGUUCCUCAUGUCCAGCCUCGUCCGAUUGCGGUGUCAGGUACCGGACCAGGAUCAUCUGUCUCCAGGAUCCAUCUUCCCACGCAGCAGAACAACCUCCACCGCGAACAAUACCUAGGUGCCCAGCGUGGAAUUGCUAUCCCGUCCGCACGACCGCCGACUCCCCCGAGAAGCACACGCGAUGGCUUCGACAGUGAUAAUGAGCCUGCUGGUCAAGCCUCAGCUACGGAACAGUCGGGCGAGAUAUAUUCAGUCCGAUCGGUCAGAAGUCAACAGCGUCGCAAGUAUCGAAAGCUACGGGUCUUGGGACAGGGAACGUUCAGCCAGGUCAGUCUCGCAGCCCGUGUGGAAUCGGAUGAGAUGAUGGUCCCAGACGAUGCUGGACGGCCCACCCAGAAGUUGGUUGCAGUGAAAGUGAUCGAAUAUGGUCCUGCUGGCGGGGCCGACGAGGAACGGGUAGAGGUGUCGCUGAAGCGUGAAGUCGACAUUUUAAAGUCGGUCAAUCACCCUUCGUUGGUUCAACUCAAAGCCCUUGGCUACGACCAGAAGCGCGCUUUACUAGUGCUUGACUACUGUCCUGGGGGAGAUCUGUUUGAGUUCGCGACAUCCGGUCCAAAACAGUUAGGCCCUGCACUUAUCAGAAGAGUGUUCGCUGAACUGAUAGGAGCGGUGCGUUAUCUGCACAGCAAUUACAUUGUCCACAGGGACAUCAAACUGGAGAAUGUUCUUGUCAACCUGCCUGCAGCGGCUAUGCAAGAGAUCUCAGACUGGCGCACAUAUAACCGUGCCGUGGUUACCCUGAGUGAUCUUGGUCUGUCUAGACGCAUUCCCGAGCCUCCUGAGAGCCCGCUUCUGCAUACGCGCUGCGGCAGUGAGGACUACGCGGCUCCGGAGAUCUUGAUGGGGCAACCGUACGAUGGACGUUCGACAGAUGCAUGGGCGCUGGGCGUCCUGCUCUACGCACUAAUGGAGAGUCGACUGCCUUUCGAUGCCUUGCCCGGGACCCGCGGUGAUCCCGCCAAACUCCGGGCCCGUACUCCUCACCGAAUUGCUCGUUGUGAAUGGGCUUGGUACCGGUACGCGGACGCUGAUGGUGAGUGGGAUCCCAACAAGGGCAAGGACCUGGAAGGUGCUCGAGAAUGCGUGGAGGCUCUAUUGAAACGCAACACGAGACGAAAGGGCCUAGAUGACAUCGCGAAAAUGGAAUGGGUCCAGGAUGCAAUUGAUGUUCCGGGAGGGCUCAAGAGAGGUGACAAGGAGGUCCCGUAGAGCUGGUCUCCGGAAAGACCCGGGUUGUCCCCCGGUAAUACUGGAGUUUGGGCUGUGCUACGUCUUCUCAUGCUUUUUUCAUAUGUGGAUGAUAUCCUUACGAUCUACGCAUGGUACGAGUUCCGCGUUUACGAUGCUGCACGUGUUUCUGCUGUUUCACUUUGGUUAGAAGAGGCUGUUAUGAGCCUGGACACCUGUGACUUCGUCCUCGUUGACUCUACGAGAGUAAACGUGGAGUUUUUGGAUUCUUACUGCUCGUCUUCACUUCCAGAGACGUCCUCCAAGAGAGAGAGACAAUCUGUUAUAUUUGAGAGGCCCUGUUCUAAGGCUACUGAUUGCCCGAGGGUUUUCAUGGAUGUGUAUCCCGUGGUUUGAUAUACUAUAUUAUUUAUAUUAUACGAACUGUAUCUCAACAAGCACUAUACUUGUUGAAUGAUAUAUCUUAAAGAAAGAUGCAUGGAUUUAC